GAGGAUACUUAAAUAUGAAACUGAUUCUCAAACUAGAGUAUUGCGUGAUAAGUGGAAUCAUAUUAACGUUUACAUCAUUCGCUGCAGAAAACGAACCUAUUAUAAAAGUGCAUUCGGGACAGCUGCGAGGUAUUAAGGAAAAUAAUUUUUUCGCGUUUCGCGGAAUUCCAUAUGCUGCACCACCAAUCGGCCAAUUAAGAUUUAGAGAUCCAAAACCGGUUGAACCGUGGUCUGGUGUUAGAGAUGCUACGAAAUUUGGUAAUUCGUGUACUCAGUUCGAUAGAUAUUCGAAGAAGGUUUUGGGGAGUGAAAACUGCUUGUUUUUGAAUGUCUAUACCACGAAUUUGACUCCUCAAGAACCGCGGGCAGUCAUGUUUUGGAUCCACAGUAGUGCUUUUGCGAUAUGGUCUGGUAAUGAUGAUAAAUUCGGACCCGACUAUUUGGUGCAGAAAGAUGUCAUCCUUGUGACGAUUAACUACCGUCUUGACAUUUUUGGGUUCUUGAAUUUGGACGACGAAUCAGUACCAGGAAACCAAGGUUUAAAGGACACAAUGAUGGCUCUGAAAUGGGUUCAGCAGAACAUUGGAAAAUUUGGAGGAAAUCCUAAUAGUGUUACUAUUUUUGGACAGUCUUCUGGAAGCGCUAUGGUUCAUUAUUUGACUCUUUCACCUUUAACCCAAGGGCUGUUCAACAAAGCUAUUUUGCAAAGCAGUGUCGCUUCAAAUCCAAGAUCAUACGUAUCCUACCCAAUGAAAGACGCUGCAGAGCAAGUAUCUGGAAUAAUGGGACGAUCAAAUGAAGAUUUGAUUGUCUUUCUUCAAAAUGCAGAUCCUUCUGACCUACUAAAAGCUAUCCAAUCAUUAGAGUUCCGAGAGGAAGGAUAUUUGAUCAAUUUCCCGUUUGUUCCUUCAGUAGAUUCAAAAUCAAAGUUUCCCUUUCUCAGCAUUCUGAUAAUUGAAGCUGUUAAAGCUGGAAUCAGAGUACCUCAUCUUAUUGGCUAUACAAGUAAAGAAGCAAUUCGCUUUAAAUCGGGUAGUUAUUCUCAGCUCUAUUGUGUUGUCAUUCCAGAUCUUACAGAUGAAGACUACAAGGAAAUAGCUGCUAAUCCAGAGAAGCUCCUCCUCCAUCCAAACGGCAAGAAGUUUUUGGAAGCUAGAAAUAUUUCUGUGAGCGAUAUGAAAACAUUCUUUUAUGGUGACAAGGAAAUAAGUAGAGCAAACGCUCAACAGUACAUAGAUUUGGUCAGUGCUGAUUUCUACUGGGUUAACAUCCAUCAUGUUUUGGAAAUCCAAUUAUCAGCAUCUAAGAUUCCGUCGUAUUUGUACAAAUUUGACUAUUAUUCCAAGGAGUCUGCAGUGGUUCAAAAGAUGCUUAACACAGACUUGGAAGGUACGGCACAUACUGAAGAAAAUUUCUAUCUCUUCAAUGCAACUAUACUGAAGAAACUUGGAAUUGAUCAACCAUGUAAGUUUCCAGUAGAAAAAGUCAUUCAAAAACAAUUUUUGGAUCUGUGGACUACUUUUGCUAAAACAGGAAAUCCGAAUUUGGCGGUGGAGUUGGGUACUGUUCAUUGGGAGCCUGUUGAUGAUCCAAUAGAGUUCAAAUGUUUAGAAAUAUCUAAAGAUCUUAAGCUUAUUAAAGAGAAGAAUCUUUUGUAUCAACUUAAAACUCAAGAAAAUGUUAAGACCUAAUCCUCUUAAGAUCAUAUAAGUCACAUGUAUGAAAAAUACACGGAAAAAAGAAAACAAGAAUAAUUACAGUAUAAAAUGUAAAAUCAAGCCCG
Messenger RNA from Cotesia congregata, 1783 nucleotides. Lineage: Eukaryota; Metazoa; Arthropoda; Insecta; Hymenoptera; Braconidae. The record is from the annotation of a GenBank genome assembly.